Molecule: messenger RNA, 665 nt
Organism: Cajanus cajan (pigeon pea)
Lineage: Eukaryota; Viridiplantae; Streptophyta; Magnoliopsida; Fabales; Fabaceae
Source: RefSeq, a predicted model, not a curated record
CAAUGAUAUACAUCAUCCAAUGGACAACUUGCAUCAUGAUCACUUCAUUGAUGAUAUUGAAGAUGAUGAGAUUGAAGAUAUUAACGAGUUCAUAGAUGAUGAGAAUUAUAUGAUUCAGAAUCUAGUUAUGAUUAACAACUUGAUUUUGAAAGGUAAUCAUUAUGCCAACUACUCGAGGAAGAGGGCGUCGGGUUAAUCAAGCCAAUAAUCCUCAUCAGCUCACUCAAAUUGCUUCGAAUCCUCCACCACAUGUUUCUCAUCACUCACCUCGUGAUGGAUCUACUAGUUCAUUAGCUAAUGGUGGUGCUACAUCAGCUAGUGGUGGACAAUCAUCUGAUACCACCCCCUUGAUUAAUGGUGGUGAAUCAAAUACUAUCCCAACAUCUGAUAAUCAACAACCUACUAUGGUGCCUUCAAGUGAAGAUUCUAAUGUAGAAGUUGAUAGGAGGCAAAUAAUAUCCGUGGAGGCAGUUUCUAAACCGAAGAGGUUUGCUCAACAAUUUGUGACUCGUGAUAUCAUUUCUGAGGUAAUGUCAAGGAUGCCUUAUGCUGCAGAUUGUUGGAAAAGUUAUUGCCCUGAAAUGAAAGAAAUGUUAUUUAAUGAUUUUAAGGAAAAAUAUCGUUUUGCAUCAGAAUAUGAUCGUGUGAUGGCGAGGGAAGUUUGA